Molecule: messenger RNA, 1858 nt
Organism: Aspergillus calidoustus
Lineage: Eukaryota; Fungi; Ascomycota; Eurotiomycetes; Eurotiales; Aspergillaceae
Source: the annotation of a GenBank genome assembly
AUGUCAGCAGAGCUCGGUCUCGCAGCGUUUGAUGUUGCUGCAACAUCCAUCCAUCUUCUGGUAUUCAUCAUACGGUCAGCUCAAAACGUGCAUCAGCUGCCUGCAGAAUGCGCGCAGGUGAAAAGUAUCGCCGUCGUAUUGAAGGCAGGGCUUGACGCGAACCAAAAUGUCUUGGAUCAGACCUUGGCUUCAAAGCUGAACACGGUCCUGCAAGAGGUCUUGAGAUUUGUCGCUGAAUGCGGACAAUCAAACCUCGGGCAGCGUGCUUGGGAGGUCAUGUGGAGACGCCGUUUGCCGAAACUCCUGAAUGAAAUGAUGACUUGGGUUGCUAUUGUCCAGGCCGGGGCCACUAUGUCCACUCGUUCCGACUUGCUAGGACUUGCAACGAGGAUGGGGGAGAAUCAGUCUCGUCAGCAAACUGAUCUAGCAGCGAUCCUGGAUAAACUCCGAAUUCUCGAUGAUCUAAAGAAGGUGGCAGAUCGGCAAACUUCACCAGAACUGAAGAUCGAUUUCCCAGAGGAUGAUAUCUGCCUUUCGAUCACGGGUGCUGACGGCCGCGGGCAGUUACACGGGAUCCUGACCUCGCCGAGCGGCGACCAGACUCAUGUGGUCUGCGAACCCAUACAGGACAACAUUAUGAACUAUGGUCAGGCCGGCCCGCGCCAUGUGCUGAUUUAUGCUCGGAUAUCAGCCAACACGCUGGUCCAUCCAUUCUACGGGAUUGCGCAGCGGCGGGGACGAAUGUGGGCUGUGGUGAAAGACCUGAGGACGUCAAAGACGCUGGCGCAGGCGAUUAGGGAUACUCAGCUUCCGGCUUCGGUGCUGGACAGAGUGGCCAUUGCGCACCAGAUUGCGACGACAGUCGAGUACCUGCACUCUGUCGAGGUACUUGUCAAACGCCUCUCCGACACCAAGGUGCUGCUUUGUAUUGAGAACAACUCGAUUACACCUUACUUGACUGAUUUAGAACAGGCUCGUCUGUUCAAAGAGCACACGAGUGGGGGAUGCUAUGAUAUCCGUUAUGAGGCAUCGGAGUUUCGGGGGCUACCAAACAAACAACAUAGCGUCUACAUGGAUAUCUGGAGUCUAGGAGUCCUAAUCUGGCAGUGUGUCACUGCAACAUUCCCCUUUGGCGCUUCGGAAGAGGUAACCGAUGGUUCGAUGGCUGACCUAAUUCGUAACAAGGUCGCACAGGGUGAACUACCAUGGAGAACAGAUGCCAGCAAUACUGUUCAGAAUGAUCGAAUCCUCCAGCAAGUGAUGCAAGUGGUGGACUCCUGCUGCAACCCCAGGUACGAUCUUCGACCAACCGCCGCUGGGGUCGCACUUUCCUUGUUUGAUAUCAUCACUCUCUCCGUUAUGGGAAUGGGACUUUCCCCGCAGAUUAGUCACAAUGAAGCUGUGAAAGACCGAGUAUCCAAGAUUCUUGAGACUGAGAAGACCACCCCGGAAGCAUCAAUCUCAGAUAGCGACGUGAAGGAUCUUGUACGUCUCGCGGAUGACGGCGAUGCAACAGCUUCCUAUCUUCUUGGCAAGGCUGUGAUUCGGAGGAAGGCAAAUCCGGAACAAGCCGGCGAAGCGCAGGCCUUCUUGCUCAUUUCCGAGGGAAGUUAUUUGCAGCAAGAAUUGCGUGCUCGCUCUGCGCUGCCACGGCUAGAGUUCGCUUUCCAGGCCGGCAUCAAGGCUGCGGCAUAUCCUUUGGCGCUUGCCCAUAGUUCACUCGCGAAGCUGUAUCAACGACAAGCAGCGCAAUACAAACAAUUGAGCUCCCUACCCGCUUAAUUUCUUGGCUUAUCCCGUCGUCAGGGGCGGUUGCGAACCUUUGAAUUGUAAGCAAAGAGCCUAGUGAGACCCCCUC